Diaporthe citri is the source of this 318-nucleotide messenger RNA. RefSeq lists its product as uncharacterized. The record is from RefSeq and is a predicted model, not a curated record. The transcript has a single exon. Lineage: Eukaryota; Fungi; Ascomycota; Sordariomycetes; Diaporthales; Diaporthaceae. Bases 1 to 318 code for a protein of 105 amino acids.
AUGAAGUUCAUCACCGCCACCAUCUGGUUCCUCGCAGCCAGCGCCGUCGCACUGCAAGACCCACGCGCGCCCGUCGACCAGAUCCUGCCUCGUGCAUCUGCAGCCGGGGGUGCCAAGGCCAAGGCGACAGGCCCAGCGGGUGCGAAAGCAUCGAGCGCAAAGGCGUCGGGAGCAAAGGCAACAGGGCCUUCCAAAGCAGCGAGCGCCGGCGGUGCGAAGGCGACGGGAGGUGCCAAGGGCAAGGGCAAGGCCGGAGGAGCAGCAGCGGGAGGAAAGGGCAAGAAGGGAAAGGGAAAGAAGGCAAAGAACAAUGCCUAA